AUGGCUUCCAACGAUAAGGGGCUUGAGGAGAUCCCAGAAACACAAAUCGAGUCCAACUACGAUGAGGUCACCGACUCCUUUGACUCCAUGAGCUUGAAGGCCGAGCUUCUUCGUGGUGUGUAUGCCUACGGUUUCGAGCGCCCAUCUGCUAUUCAGCAGCGUGCUAUCAUGCCAGUCAUCAAAGGAUCGGACGUCAUCGCACAGGCACAAUCUGGUACUGGGAAAACCGCCACAUUUUCCAUUUCCGUCCUGCAGAAGCUGGACCCCAAUGUCAAGGCCUGCCAGGCUCUGAUACUUGCUCCCACUCGUGAGCUGGCUCAGCAGAUCCAAAAAGUCGUUGUUGCAAUCGGCGACUUCAUGUCUAUCGACUGCCAUGCUUGCAUUGGAGGUACUAGCGUUAGGGAUGAUAUGCAAGCUCUCCAGGCAGGACCCCAGGUCGUUGUCGGAACUCCAGGCCGCGUGCAAGAUAUGAUUCAGCGUCGUGUCCUUAAGACCGACUCGAUGAAGAUGUUCGUCCUCGACGAGGCCGAUGAGAUGCUUUCUCGCGGUUUCACAGAGCAAAUCUAUGACAUCUUCCAACUUCUCCCACAGUCGACUCAGGUGGUCCUCUUAUCCGCCACUAUGCCUCAAGAUGUUCUCGAGGUCACCACAAAGUUCAUGCGUGACCCUGUCCGUAUCUUGGUCAAGAAAGCCGAGCUCACCCUCGAGGGUAUCAAGCAGUUUUACAUCGCUGUCGAAAAGGAGGACUGGAAGCUAGACACUCUCUCAGAUCUGUACGAGACGGUCACCAUCACACAAGCUGUGAUCUUCUGCAACACUCGGAGAAAGGUCGACUGGCUCACGGACAAGCUUACCGCUCGUGACUUCACCGUCUCUGCCAUGCACGGUGACAUGGACCAGGGCCAGCGUGAUUUGAUCAUGAAGGAAUUCCGAUCCGGAUCCUCCCGUGUCUUGAUUGCCACUGAUCUGUUGGCUCGCGGUAUCGAUGUCCAACAAGUCUCGCUGGUCAUCAAUUACGAUCUGCCUGCAAAUCGCGAGAACUACAUCCAUCGUAUUGGUCGCGGUGGACGAUUCGGGCGAAAAGGUGUUGCUAUUAACUUUGUUACGGCUGAUGAUGUACGAAUGAUGAGAGAGAUCGAACAAUUCUACAGCACUCAGAUUGAAGAGAUGCCGAUGAACGUGGCCGAUCUCAUCUAG
Messenger RNA from Letharia columbiana, 1197 nucleotides. RefSeq lists its product as uncharacterized. The transcript has 6 exons. The record is from RefSeq and is a predicted model, not a curated record. Lineage: Eukaryota; Fungi; Ascomycota; Lecanoromycetes; Lecanorales; Parmeliaceae. The coding region runs from base 1 to 1197 and encodes 398 amino acids. Gene Ontology annotation, molecular function: ATP binding; RNA binding; RNA helicase activity.